Diplodia corticola is the source of this 1107-nucleotide messenger RNA. RefSeq names its product heme-dependent catalase. The record is from RefSeq and is a predicted model, not a curated record. The transcript has 3 exons. Gene Ontology annotation, biological process: response to oxidative stress. NCBI's taxonomy places the organism in Eukaryota, Fungi, Ascomycota, Dothideomycetes, Botryosphaeriales, Botryosphaeriaceae. Gene Ontology annotation, molecular function: heme binding; catalase activity. Bases 1 to 1107 code for a protein of 368 amino acids.
AUGGCGACCAACGGCCAAUCCGCCCACCCCGAGGACCUCGCCGGCAGGAAGUACAUCCGCUGGGAUGCCAAGGGCGUUGAGAAAGUCCCGCCCAAUGAGGCUGAAGACAUCCAGGCUGUUGCCGACAUGAUCAAUGAGAUCCAACGCGCUCACUGGAACAAGGCCCGUCAUUGUUUCGGCGGCACGCAUGCCCGCACCCACGGCGUGGUCAAGGGCAAAUUCCUCGUCCCCGACGAUUUGCCCCAGCACCUCAAGCAGACCGAGCUCUUUGCGACGGGAGGCGAGUAUCCCGCUGUGUGUCGCUACAGCACAGAGCCGGGCGACCCGGGCUUGGAUGACCGCAUCGCGCAGCCGCGUGGCUUUGCAAUCAAGCUGUUCAACGUGCACGGCAAGAUGUUUGAUGAAGGCGCCGCCUAUCCCACCCAAGACAUUGAAUUCAACAGCACUCCAGUCCUAGACCUAGCCGACGCCAAAACUACCCGUGACAUCAUCAAUCUGCGCAUCAAAUACGGAAAUGACCAGUCAGAGCUAUACAAGCACCUCGAGGCACGCAAAGACACCGAUCUGCAGAAAGGCCGUGAUGCCGUCCGCAAUACGCACCUCGAGAGCACCCGCCAGUACUCGCAGACCGCAUAUCGUUUCGGGGAUUUUGUGAUCAAGUAUUGCCUGGUUCCGUCGAGUGAUACACAGCGCACACUCUACGAAGAAACCGUCAAGCCCGCCGACGGCUCGGAUGUCUUGCAUCGCUGGUUGCAGGCUUUCCACAAGGAGCACGAUGCCGAAUAUCUCUUCCAGGUGCAGCUGUGCGAGAACCUAGAUGAUCAGCCAGUUGAGUAUGCAGGGAAAGUUUGGGACUCGGGCAAGUACCCCUGGCAGACCGUUGCGAAGCUGGUCAUUCCGAAGCAAGACAGCUUUGAUUACGAGCGCAAGGCAUUCUGGGAGGACCACAUGCGUGUUGAUCCAUGGCACGGCUUGGUUGGUCUGCAGCCCCUGGGCAGUCCGAAUCGCCUUAGAAGAGUUGUGUAUCCUGCCAGUAGCAGCCUUCGCCGCAAAAUGAACGGGAGAAAGGAGAUCAACGUCAAAAGCAUCGAUGAGAUUCCAGGCUAG